AUGGCACCUAGGGGAGGUGGAGCACGUAGAUAUGCUGAAAACAGGAAUGCAAACACACUGAGAUCUCCUGAGAUGUUGAGUCCCACAUCUAAUCAGUCCCCGUUAUCACCUGAACCUCCAGUUAUAGAAACACCACAUUCGGAUGCAGCUAUAAACAGAUCCUUACCAUCUUCAUCUUCUGAUCUUGGUACACCUGGAGAUGAAAUCCAAACAACAAGUUCGUCAAACACAGUUGGUGGUAACCGUUUAUCGGGUAGUCUGGUCCUGCCUCGUCACUACUUCGCCGAGAUCACGGAGCGGAAGCAGCUUUGGACAGCAAGUAGUUUGAUUGGGAGCUGGAAUUCAGUCCGAGAGAUUUCGAGUCUGGACCCGGCUAAUCAGGUCGCUCGGUUUAUCACAAAAAUCUUCAAGGAGAAACUGGAUCAUGAAGGACAUAAUUGGAAGUCUGUUACACCAGAGACAAAAGAUUUCUAUUGGGAAGAGUUUAAGAAAAUACUGAAACGAUUUCAAUGGGACACUGCAAUUGAAGGUGCCAUAAAGGAUAAGUUUAUGAGCAAAUGUGCAGAACCAUACAAGGGUAUGUUAUCUGAAGCAAGAGCUUGUGAGAAGAAGCGCAAACUUAUUCCAGUAUCUAUUUGGGAGAGCUGGAAGCCUCACUGGGAGACUGAGGCUUUUAAAGCCAAGUCUGUGCAAUGCUCAAGGAAUCGACUAAGUGAAAAAGGUGGUGAAGGGUCUGGUCCCUCAUGCCAUACAGGAGGCUCCAGAGCUCACCGAGAACAUGCAAGACUACUGGCUAAAGAACUAGGAAGACCAGCUCAUCCACAUGAGCUUCUAAAGAAGACACAUGUCAAGGCGAACAAGGAGUUUGUGGACCAGAAAUCUAAGAGCACAUACGAUGCCAUAAUGUCUAAAAUUGCAUCUGCGUCUCAGCCUGAAGAUGGGUCCAGUGAGCCUCCUGAAGUUGAUUACUUACAAAUUUAUUUGGAGGAAGUCGGUGUUAAGAAGACACGCAUUUAUGGUCUUGGUUCUCAAGCUCCUUUCUAUGGGCAUGUUGGUGCAUCCUCUAGUUCGAUAUCUCCACUUCAAGAUAUAGACAUUAAUGCUCGGGUGAAUGAAUGUGUCGGGCAUCUAUUGCAAGAAAUUAAGGAAGAGAUAAAGCAUGAGAUGAGAUCAGAUAUCAGAGAAGAGAUUAGACAAGAAAUGAGAGAAGAAAUGCGAGAAGAACUGCGUGAAGAAAUGAGACACGAAAUGCAACAAGAGGUGCGUGAGCAAGUUGAUCAACUACUCCAAAAUCGUCUGUCGGUCCUCAUAGGUGGCUUACCUAAACCGCCUUCUCGUAGACAUGACUCGUCGUCAAAUGACACGAUUUAG
Molecule: messenger RNA, 1371 nt
Organism: Nicotiana attenuata
Lineage: Eukaryota; Viridiplantae; Streptophyta; Magnoliopsida; Solanales; Solanaceae
Exons: 8
Coding region: 1-1371 (456 amino acids)
Source: RefSeq, a predicted model, not a curated record